GUUGUAGUAGAAUUGGGAGGUGGGGAAUUGCCACAUGAAAGGGACGAAACAUGGUUUUAAAAAACAGGGGGAGAAAAGUCAAGCUUUAGAUUAUGCAAAAUAACAUGUAAAAAAAUCUUUGACAACAAAUGAUCUCUGGGUUUCCGCGCCUUUUUUACUUUUUGAAUAUACACACAUACAUGUCCGUUGCUUCCGAUCCCGAAGAAACGCAAGACUACAACAACAAUAAUGACAUUGACGAGACUGAAUCGGUAGCACCAACAUUCAAUAUCGACAAUUUGCCUCCGUCUUUUAAAAAGUUCCUACAAGACAAUGCGAUCGAUCCAAAAGUGUACACUGUGACGGAUCUACCACGAUACAUACGACUCAACACCCAUUGUCCUGCCAACACAUUGCCAACAUUAAACGAUCUGAAAAUCCAACUUGACACGCAGCAAGUAUGGCAAGUCAAGGAUGGAAUAUUUGGGUUCAUACAUGCCAAACAACGACUGGUCGAUAUCAAGGCAUACACAAACCACACGGUGUUUGGUAUCGAUUUGAGUUCUGCCAUGGCUGUAGAAGCGCUUGAUCUUACACCUGAUGACCAAGUACUUGAUCUCUGCUGUGCACCUGGCGCCAAACUUUGCAUGAUUGCAAAUAAACUCGGGAAUGAUGGUGUGGGCACAGUGACAGGUGUGGAUAUUGCCAAACAUCGUUUGGCAACGUGUCGAUCCAUGGUCAAGAAGUAUAGUGUCGGCAAUCGUGUUCGGUUAUUUGAUGCUGAUGGUACGACUUUUAAGAUUCCACCACCGGCUCGCGUGGGGGGUCGAUUGAUUGUCGGAGGCUGCAGUAGUACCUCAAAGGAGGAGGAUGAUCAUCAUGCAACAACAACAACAGCAGCAGCAGCAGACAGCAGCAGCAACAAUAACGAUGGUAGUGAACCAGUGACCAAAAAACGACGGAAAAAUACUAGUACGACGAAGCCCUUUUGGGCGUCCAAGUUUUUACGUAACGAUACCCAAGACUCGCCUCAUCUUUAUGAUAAGGUUAUAGUCGAUGCUGAAUGUACACAUGACGGAUCCAUCAGUCAUAUACUAAAGUACGAAACGUGGGGCUGGGAUGCAUUCGAAAAGAACUUUAUGAACCCUGAUCGGCUAUCGACUAUUUGUGAAUUACAGGUAGAGAGACAAGUCUUUCGACAUCCUGCUAUUACUGCUAUUGAUCACUCGUGUGUAUGGACUAUUUAGCGCAACUUGAUGAAACAAGGCUGGCAAAUGCUCAAACCAGGCAAGACCAUGGUGUACAGCACCUGUUCUUUAACCAUUGAACAAAACGAAGGAAACGUGGCAUGGUUUUUGAAAAGGUUUCCAGAUGCCCAAAUACAACCUGUCGAUAGUCUGCAUAUUCCUCGAGCAGCAUUGAAAAUAGAGGGUUUAUCACAAUGUGUACGGUUUGAUCCACUUGUA
Messenger RNA from Zychaea mexicana, 1445 nucleotides. Its product is annotated as S-adenosyl-L-methionine-dependent methyltransferase. NCBI's taxonomy places the organism in Eukaryota, Fungi, Mucoromycota, Mucoromycetes, Mucorales, Lichtheimiaceae. Bases 129 to 1226 code for a protein of 365 amino acids. Gene Ontology annotation, biological process: RNA methylation. The transcript has 4 exons. The record is from RefSeq and is a predicted model, not a curated record. Gene Ontology annotation, molecular function: methyltransferase activity.